This is a messenger RNA of Malassezia sympodialis ATCC 42132, 429 nucleotides long. RefSeq lists its product as uncharacterized. The coding region runs from base 1 to 429 and encodes 142 amino acids. The record is from RefSeq and is a predicted model, not a curated record. The transcript is spliced from 2 exons. Gene Ontology annotation, cellular component: mitochondrion. Lineage: Eukaryota; Fungi; Basidiomycota; Malasseziomycetes; Malasseziales; Malasseziaceae.
AUGCUGUGGAACAAGCUGCCGUGGACACUGCCUGUGCAUCCUUUGUUUGUGCGAUCUGCAUCUAGUGCCGCUACCAGAGCUGUUCCGUCGCCUCGUGAAUCAGGUAAGAUCGACUCGCCCAAGGCCUUUCUGCAGGCUAUCUCCAAGCCGCGUCGUGAUUUGGCUUCCAAUUCGACGUGUGUAUCGGCCGUGGGUGAGGACUGGGACAUGAUGUUCCGCCUCACAUCGGAGAAGCUGAAGGGAGAGGGUAUGGCUGUGAAAGAUCGCAAGUACCUGCUUUGGUCGCUCGAAAAGUUCCGUCAAGGCGAGGAUCCCCGCGACUUUGCCUAUGAUAUCAAGAAGCCCAAAAAGGUCCGUGGCUGGGGCCCGCGUGUACAAAAAGGAUACCGCGUGCGUGGCAUGCUCCGUCCUGGCGAAAAGAAGCCAUGA